Drosophila melanogaster (fruit fly) is the source of this 2024-nucleotide messenger RNA. RefSeq lists its product as uncharacterized. Lineage: Eukaryota; Metazoa; Arthropoda; Insecta; Diptera; Drosophilidae. The record is from RefSeq and is marked reviewed. Gene Ontology annotation, cellular component: cytoplasm; nucleus. The coding region runs from base 117 to 1859 and encodes 580 amino acids. The transcript has 3 exons.
UAUGUGACUAACUAAUGUUUUCUUUUUAGCUAUUUAAUUGUUUAGUUAAAUUUCAAACUAAAAAAAGGAAUCUUAUUAGAUUUGAAAAUUGCCAAGCAUUGGCGCAGUAAAGCAAGAUGCCGGUGGUGGAACUGAAAGUGGAUCGCAACCUGGUGUGCUCGGACUUUUCUGGCUACAAAUUGGCAUUCGAUUCGGUGCCUGUUCUUCGCCAGGAACUUGGAUGUGAUGCCUACGUGCUGGAUCCGAGCAGCAAUCAGUUCUCGCUGCUGCACACGGAGCUCUUUGCCCGACACAAUCACCUGGUAGCCGAUCCAUGGAUGCGCCACUGCAGCUACUUCUUUAACAAGCGCCACCAGCUGGUGCAGUGCAACUACGAUCUACAGACUGGACGCGCACGUGCCCAGCGCGUUGUCCUCACGGUGGACUAUAGGGAUCAGGGCGAUGGGGAACUACAUCGGUCGGGUGACUACAACUACACCAUAGUUUUCGUUUCGGAACGAUUCUGUGUGAUCUGCGACGGUAUAACCAGUUACCAUCUGGUGGACACCGGCGACAGAACGCGCACCGAUGUGCAGGAGUGGCAACGGAUUACACGCUCGCCGGUGAAUAAUAACAGUGGUCAUCGCGGCUUUGCACUCUUCGAUGCCCGGCUGGAUGUGCUGCAGGAACGUAAGCAGAUCUCGCUGGUGGCCGGUCAUGUGGCACGCCGUGAUGCAGUUGGCCAAGAUCAGACGCACGUCUAUUACAUGGACUUGACCUGGGCACGGUGGACUCAUUCGCCCACCAAUGACGAGUGGUCAUAUAAUAUCUGUCAACGGCUGGAGACCACUGGCUCUGUGCACUACUGCGCCUUUGAGCCUCGCGCCGAGUCCCUAGUCAUUGCCAGCAACCGCGAUGUUCAGACUCCCGAGGAGCGUCGGGCAGCCGAUGAAGCAGCCGCUGCCCGCUUGAAUUCCUCAGGUGAUCACGAUGGCCAGCUGGAAAAUGGAGGUCCACCUAGUUAUAGCUGGUCCCAAACGGAUAAUAAUGUGCUCAUUCGUUUCAAUGUUCCUUCAACUGCAUCCGCUAAAGAGUUUAACGUGAGCGGUUCUAAAACCACUGUCGUUGUAAAGCAUCUGGAUGAGGUUAUAUUCGACGAAGAGUUAUACGCCAGUGUGGGAGAUGAUUUAAGUGCAUUUAAGUUGGCUGAGAAUGGCCUAGAAUUGUCACUAACCAAGGCGGAGAUUCAGAACUGGCCACGUUUGUUCGCGCAGAAGAAAGAUGACGUAGCGGAGGAAGUACAUCCAAUGGAAGCUCCACCACUGCCCAUUCCAAGUCUGCAGGAUCCCGUUGAAGAAUGUGACUUAAUAUCCGCUGAUGAAGAAAUGAAGAUGGUACGCUUCAAUUUGACCAGCGGGUGCAUCACCCACACUAUUUUUCUUGGUCCCCCGCCACUGGUGCUCACCACCACGCUGCGUCCUGGCUUUCCAGCCGCCUUUGCUACCCGCCAGGGCGUCGACGCCUCCAUAUGGCUACAGAUGUACCAGCCCAGUCGUCCAGAUGAAUGGAGUGUCCGCCACGAGGGCCAGCUGCACGCCUUCGGCUACGUGCAGGCCUCCAAGGUUGUGCGGAAAUUCACCGUCUGCAGUCCGGAUCUGGAUUACGUAGCCAUAUGUGACCCUGUACGCUACGUUCUCGUCUACUUUCCGGCUAAUAAUUCGGCUGAUGGUCUCCGCAGGCGAAACGGACCUCCCGUCACCUUGGGUAAACAAAAGCUCAUCACCUUGGGCAACGAGAUUGACGAGAUUCUGGGCAUAACCACGGCAAACAAUCUGAUCACCGUUCUCUCCAAGAAAGAACUGAUACACCUGCAGGUGUAGACGGUGUUCCGCUUUUCUUUUUUUCUCCAUUUACUCUUAAAGAAUUAUGGCUUUACAAUUCAAAUUCUGAAAUGUACAUUUUUAAAAAAUUAGUACUUUUAAAAUUUAUAAUAUAAAUAUAUAAAAAAAAUAUAUAUAUGUAAAUUUUUAAUCAUAUAUGUAUAC